Molecule: messenger RNA, 1665 nt
Organism: Cordyceps militaris CM01
Lineage: Eukaryota; Fungi; Ascomycota; Sordariomycetes; Hypocreales; Cordycipitaceae
Product: trichothecene C-8 hydroxylase
Exons: 4
Coding region: 1-1665 (554 amino acids)
Molecular function (GO): monooxygenase activity; iron ion binding; oxidoreductase activity, acting on paired donors, with incorporation or reduction of molecular oxygen
Source: RefSeq, a predicted model, not a curated record
AUGUUGGUCGGCUUCAAGAGCUACCUCGAGGCCCUCCCUCACGAGGUCGCCCUCAAGCCAGUGCCCUUCAUCCUCGCCUCGGUGCUCGCCGCCGUGCUCGCCGUCGUCUUGCGCCUCGCCACCGCCGCGCCGUCGACGCUGACGACGCUCAACCCCAAGGGCGCCUUUGAGGUCUCUGACGCGCGCAUCAAGGCCACCUUCCGAAGAGACGCCGCCAAGAUGCUCCGCGGCUGGUUCGCGCAGAACCCGAGCCGCCCCGUCAUCAUCAACGGCGACAUGGGCCCCAUGACGGUGCUGCCGCCGACCAUGACCAACGAGAUCCGCAACGACAACCGGCUCGGCUUUAUGGAGGUCACACGCGAGGCUUUCCACAGCCACCUGCACGGCUUCGAGCCGUUUUCGGUCGGCCAGAGCGACCAUCUCAUCCAAGAGAUUGUUCGCAAGGAUCUGACCAAACAACUUGCCAAGGUGACGGCUCCUCUUGCCGAGGAAACGUCGCUUGCCCUGAGUGAUAUUCUCACCGACAGCACCGGUAUGUCGAUACCCGAGCGUGGCGGCGCGCUGCCUUGUCACGCCUCGUUGUGCCCAAAACUAAUACACGCCCCCCCGACAGAAUGGCACGAGGCCAACGUUCGCGAGUCCAUUCUGCAGCUCGUCGCCCGCAUCUCGUCGCGCGUCUUUGUGGGCGAGGAGCUCUGCCGCAACCCCGACUGGCUGCGCGUGACCAAGGAGUACACGGUCGCGUCCUUCCAGGCCUCGGAGGAGCUGCGCCAGUGGCCGUAUCUGCUGCGCCCCAUUGCCAACCGCUUCCUGGCCUCGACGCGCCGGGCGCAGACCCUGCUCAAGGAGGCGCGCGCCGUCGUCACGCCCGUCAUCACGCGGCGGUACGCCGCCCGCGCCGCCGCCGCCGCCGCCGCCACGCCGUACGUCGAGUCCAACGACGCCAUGGACUGGUUCGCCUCGGCCGACCCCCAGCGCUUCUUUGACGCGGCCAACUUCCAGCUCGCCCUGUCGUUUGCCGCCAUCCACACCACGACGGACCUGCUGUCGGAGACGCUGCUGCGCAUCGCGCAGCACCCCGAGAUCGUCCCGGCACUCCGCGCAGAAAUCAUCUCCGUCUACCGCUCCCACGGCUGGGAAAAGUCGGCGCUGUACAAGAUGCAGCUGCUCGACAGCACCAUCAAGGAGACGCAGCGGAUGAAGCCUAUUUCUCAACGCAAGUUCCCCCCCGGCCUUUCCAUGAUCCGCUUCAUCAAGGAGAGCUUCACCCUCAGCGACGGCACGCGGCUGCGCAAGGGCGAGAAGCUGGGUGUGACGCUGACGCACCUGCGGGCGGCGUCGAACCACGCGGACCCGGACCGGUGGGAUGCGUACCGGUGGGUGCGCAUGCGCGACGACCCGGCGCGGCAGAACGCGGCGCACCUCGUCUCGACCACGCCCGAGCACAGCGCCUUUGGCCACGGCCAGCACGCCUGCCCGGGCCGCUUCUUCGCCGCCAACGAGAUCAAGGUCGCCCUGCUCGGCAUCCUCAUCAAGUACGACUUUGAGCUGCCCGCCGACACCCUCCCGCAGGUGUACGAGAACGGCCUGUCGCUCGUCUCGGACCCCAUGGUCUCGAUGCGCUUCCGCCGUCGCGACGCCGAGAUUGACCUCGACAUGGCGUGA